Meloidogyne enterolobii is the source of this 811-nucleotide messenger RNA. NCBI's taxonomy places the organism in Eukaryota, Metazoa, Nematoda, Chromadorea, Rhabditida, Meloidogynidae. The record is from the annotation of a GenBank genome assembly.
UUGGAAUGUUUCAAAAUUUAUAUUAAAUGAAUUUGGCGAGGAGAAUAAAGGAUAUGGAGGAAAUAUUAUUGGAAUUUUGGUUGUUUUGAUUGGAGCUUUAUGUUUUGGUUCUUUGGUAAUUUUUGGAAAAAUAAUUUUAUAAUUUUUAAUAUUUUUCGAUUUUGCCAACCGACCCCCCCCCCCCCCAUUAAUUUUUUUCUGGAAAUAACCAAAAAAUUUAUCUUAGUCUUACUAUCAUGAUCUUGUUUCUCAGUGUUUUUGAAAAUCUAAAAAAAAUAAUUAUAUGUAUUGUAAGGAAGAGAAAGAUUCAGCUUGCUAGCAUUUAAAACGCUCACUAGGCGGGGGUCUAAGAUCUAUUAAUAGAGAGUGAAUGCAGCGUACUCCUGGAAUGUCUGGAUGUGGUGGAGGUGAUCCUUACUAUGCAUGGAAAUAUACACAGACUUCCGGUCUUGUUACCGGAACAAAUUAUACUUGGAACAGUGGUUGUAAGCCAUAUCCAUUCCCUCCGCAUGGAUCAACUGAAUACACUGCCCCGUCCUGUGUCUCUUCAUGUACAUCGAGUGCUUGGAAUGUUGCUUAUACCCAAGAUAAAAAAUAUAGUUUACAAACUUCUGAUGUCUAUGUAGGCGGACAUGCCGUUAGAAUGAUUGGUUGGGGUACAGACACUUAUCCAGACGGAACACAUUUGGAUUAUUGGUUGUGUGCCAACCAAUGGAAUUAUGAUUGGGGAAUGAAUGGAUAUUUCAAAAUUGCUAGAGGUGUGGAUGAAUGUGGAAUUGAAUCCUCUGAAAUUUCUUUUGGAACUUUUUAA